AUGAUUAUUGGAACUCUAAACAUAAGGGGGGGAGGAAGUUCGGUAAAGAGGAAGAGAAUCAACAAAAUCAUUAAGGAGGGAAGGGCUGAAGUUUUCCUGAUUCAAGAAUCCAAAUUGGAGAAAGUGGAUCAGGCCAUCAUAAGUAGCUUAUGGAGUUUUGAGAAAGUUGGUUGGUCUUUCACAAAGUCAGAAGGUCGAUCGGGUGGUAUCAUAACUCUUUGGAAGGAGGAAACUGUUGAUGUUAUUAUGAGUUUCAGAGGAGAAGGUUACCUUGGGAUUAAGGUUAAAUGGAAGGAAAAAAUUUUCUACAUAGUCAACGUUUAUUCACCUUGCUCUUUGAAUUUAAAGAGGAAACUUUGGAGGGAUUUAUUGGAAGCAAAAACCAAGUUCUCAGAUGGUGAGUGGUGCAUAGCUGACGAUUUUAACUCAGUUUCUGACGGUAGUGAAAGGAAAGGUCGGGGACAACAAAUGCGAAGCAACGAAAUUACGGGUUUUGCAGGUUUCAUAGAACAAAGCAAUUUGGUGGAUGUUCCAACAAAAGGCAAAAGGUUUACUUAG
Molecule: messenger RNA, 558 nt
Organism: Vicia villosa (hairy vetch)
Lineage: Eukaryota; Viridiplantae; Streptophyta; Magnoliopsida; Fabales; Fabaceae
Exons: 1
Coding region: 1-558 (185 amino acids)
Biological process (GO): base-excision repair
Cellular component (GO): nucleus
Molecular function (GO): phosphoric diester hydrolase activity; DNA-(apurinic or apyrimidinic site) endonuclease activity; double-stranded DNA 3'-5' DNA exonuclease activity
Source: RefSeq, a predicted model, not a curated record